Molecule: messenger RNA, 1662 nt
Organism: Sebastes umbrosus (honeycomb rockfish)
Lineage: Eukaryota; Metazoa; Chordata; Actinopteri; Perciformes; Sebastidae
Gene: syt1b
Product: synaptotagmin Ib
Exons: 9
Coding region: 143-1369 (408 amino acids)
Biological process (GO): regulation of calcium ion-dependent exocytosis; synaptic vesicle endocytosis; regulation of dopamine secretion
Cellular component (GO): synaptic vesicle membrane; dense core granule; axon
Molecular function (GO): syntaxin binding; calcium ion binding; calcium-dependent phospholipid binding
Source: RefSeq, a predicted model, not a curated record
CUCGCGCCCUACUCCGGUCCCGUCAUCGUUUAUCCUCUUCCUCCACCUCUCUGUAAGGGAAAGGAGUUAAUGUGAGUCUGGACAUUGCUGAUGGGACGACUUAAUACAGUUUAAUUGUGGAUCUGUUGUCAAUCCUCAAAUAAUGACUGGGAACCGUCGAGCUGCCUCACCGGGCACCCCCGCUACCCCAACCCACCUGCCAAAUGCAACAACCACCCCACGCCAAAAACAAUCUGGAGACCACAACAAGUUCAUGAGUGAGCUGCACAGCGUCCACAUGCCAUCAUGGGCUGCUGCUGCCCUUUGCAUCGUGAGUUUGUGCGUGGUGCUGUCGUGUGCUCUGUGUGUGUGGAAGAAGUGCUUGAAAAAGAAGGACAAGGACAAAGAAAAGGACAAGAAAAAGGGGAAAGAGAAGAGCAACGGAGGCAUUGACACUGAAAUGGAUGGAGGUUACAGUGAGCCGCUGAAAGAGGAAGUUAACAAAGAAACAGAGCUGUCAGAUAAUGAGCCCAAGGAGGAGGAGAAGCUGGGCCGGCUGCAUUUCACAUUAGACUACAACUUCACAGAUAAUACGCUGAUAGUCGGCAUCUUGCAGGCUGCUGAACUUCCUGCAAUGGAUGUUGGCGGUAGCUCUGACCCUUACGUUAAACUCUAUCUGCUCCCGGACAAAAAGAAAAAGUUUGAAACUAAAGUUCACAGGAAGACCCUUGAACCCAACUUCAAUGAGACUUUCACAUUUAAGAUACCGUACACCGAGCUGGGCGGGAAGACACUGGUGAUGACUGUGUACGACUUUGACCGUUUCUCAAAACACGAUGCCAUUGGAGCUGUGAAGAUACUGAUGAGCAGCAUUGACUUCAGUCAGUCUCUGCAGGAGUGGAGGGAUCUGCAGAAGGCAGAGAAAGAGGAGAGUGAGCGGCUUGGAGACGUAUGCUUGUCCUUGAGGUAUGUGCCUACUGCAGGGAAGCUGACAUUGGUGAUUUUGGAGGCGAAAAACCUGAAGAAAAUGGAUGUGGGUGGAUUAUCAGACCCUUAUGUGAAGAUCCACUUAAUGCAGAAUGGGAAGAGACUCAAGAAAAAGAAAACAACGAUAAAGAAGAACACUUUAAACCCUUACUACAACGAGUCUUUCAGCUUUGAAGUGACUGGUGAACAGAUAGAGAAGGUGCAGGUAGCAGUGACUGUGUUGGACUAUGAUAAGAUUGGGAAGAAUGAUGCCAUCGGGAAGUUGCUGCUGGGCAAUAACAGCACUGGGACUGAGCAACGCCACUGGGAAGACAUGCUGGCAAACCCCCGAAGGCCAAUAGCCCAGUGGCAUAGUCUCAAACCAGAGGAUGAAAUCAACCCGCUAAUUUCAAAGAAGAAAUGAAACCGGGACCUCUGGUUUGGUGGGCUAUGACCUUAGACAUACCUCAACUACCUCCAAUUUACGUUCCUUCCUCUCCCUUAAUUCCCCUAAAAACUCUUUAAGCUAUUUAACUACGUAAAUCUACCCAAUAAUACCCUGUUCUACCCUUGACACCAUCCGAGUCACUCUUAUGGACUUGAAACCUUCUUCCUUCAGUAAUUCCCUCCUCCUGCUUCUACCUAAACUCCUACAAAGAGUUUUAAACAAAUAUGUAUCACUAUGUACAGUGCUAUUAAACAAGAUGAGAUUUUUUA